AUGGCGGGCCUGCUGAACCGCCUCGCCGGCUUCGUCGUCCGAAAGGCGCUGAACCUGGAGAAAUACCUGGACGACGUCGACUCCCUGUCGUUCCGCGUGCAGUCUGGUGACGGUUGGAUCCCGGAGCAGAUGGAGGUGGCCGGUCCCCUGCGGAUCAAGAGCAACCUGCUGAAGCAGAAGACCGAGAAAAGCCCAGUAGACGUGCCCGCCACGGUGGACACCGACGAGGGCGGUCACGCGGACCGGAUAGUGGUGCGUCUGCCCUCCUGGGCGCGGGACGGCUUGCGCGGGUAUCUCCCCGCGCGGCUUCCCUGGAGGCCCACCGACAGGGCCGCGUCGAGCUCGAGCCCCGCAAAGUCGGUGCUGCCGCCCGUGAAGCCGCCGCCGCCCCUGCGGCUGCCCGGCUCCAGGGAGGCGCGAUUCGCGGAGGCGGAGGAGACGCCCAUCGAGGAGGCAUCCCGAGAACAAAUCCAGGAUCGUUACGACGAGCCGGAGAAGGUGAUCGUCGAGGUCCACGGACUCGACUUUCGCCUCAGGACCUACUCCGCAGAGGAGCUGGCGGAGCUACGCCAGCUGACCUGCGAGGCGGUCCUCGAGGCCCUGGUGCGGGCGGCGGCGGGCAGCGACCUCAAGACGGACACGGCGUCCUCGAGCACCGCCCGGGCAGGCGCGUGGCCUCCCUGCUCGGGAGUUCGCAGAGGGGGAGUUAUCCCAAGGAGAUGA
Messenger RNA from Prorocentrum cordatum, 723 nucleotides. Lineage: Eukaryota; Dinophyceae; Prorocentrales; Prorocentraceae. The record is from the annotation of a GenBank genome assembly.